CGCCGAGCUCCUGCACGCUUGAGGCUGCCUAUGUACGCGUUGCCGAUCGCAUCUCGACAUCAGGCGGCGAAACGGGAAAAAUGAGUAUAUUGAACAAAAAAUCCAAGUUCAAAGUCAAGACCGAGGUGCGCAAGGUCCAGCAAGCCGUCGCGCCCAAGCCAGCCACGAACGCCCCCGGCGCCAGCAGCAGUAGCAGCACCAGCGUGAGCCUUCGGGGCACGCCCCGCGCUUCGCCCGUCCCGGCCUCGUCCCUGAGCGUAAAGCGACUCCAGCAGCAGCCUGCGUCCUCCCCCUCACAUUCUUCCCCAGCGCCUGCCCCCAGCACCGGCAACCCCAACCGGAAACGACCAGCGCUCGUCAGCAGACGCUCCACCGCGAGCGCAAGCCCCGCGCCCAUUUUGAGUGACUCUGAGCCCGGGUCGGAGGACGACGAUGACUGGCGGGAGAGGUUAGACCCGAGCAAGCGGCGGAAGCGGGCGCACACGGAGGAUCCGGGCCGGCGGUUGCGGCAUCCGAAAUUAUGGGCGGGCGACGGUGAUGAUGAGAUACCGGCGAUUGUGCACUCGGCGGAAGUGGCAUCGCUCGAGAAUAAGUGCCAGCCAGUCAUGAGAUUGGGGAGGGACGAAGUUGUAGUACACCUGCGGUAUCCCGGGGCUAGGUCCAUGGAGCGGUACGAGCUCGUAUGGGGCAAGGAUAAGAUUGACGGCGCCGCGGAUAUCAUGAAGGUGGUCCAUAUUGCGGCAUCGACGUACCUCACGGACACCGAGGCAAAGCCGUUUCUGGAUCAUGACACCGGAAUCUAUCGCCGGCUGGAAAAGAGCAAGAACACCAAUGAUGGGAACGGGUUUAAGGCGGCCUUGGCGGACUACAACGACCGGCUCCUCGAGUUGCAAAAGAAAGGAGCGAUAGCGAAGAAUAUCGACGCCAUGCGCGGCGUACCCCGGGAACUCGUCGAGGUCAUCUUGGGCCAAAUAUACGACCGCACGGUGGCGCCUAAAGUCGAGUUGCUCGCCAAGUACGAAAACGGCACCGACAACGUUUAUGGCGAGCUGCUCCACCCCUUUAUCUCCGAUAUCUUUGACCGGACGAAGCUGAGCUCUGACAUGGUCUUCGUUGACCUCGGUUCCGGAGUCGGCAACGUGACGCUUCAGGCGGCUCUAGAGAGAGGGUGCGAGAGCUGGGGUUGCGAGAUGAUGGAGAACGCGUGUAACCUGGCCGAGGCGCAGAAGAAAGAAUUCGCGGCGCGGUGUCGUCUGUGGGGUAUUGCGCCAGGCAAGGUGUACCUCGAACGGGGCGACUUUCGUAAGAAUGAGAGGACUCUGGAGGCGCUCAAACGAGCGGACGUGGUCUUGGUCAACAACCAGGCUUUCACGUCGCAGCUCAACGACCACCUCGUCAAUAUGUUCUUGGACCUCAAGAUCGGAUGCAAGAUCGUGUCGCUCAAGACGUUCGUCCACGACAACAAGAUUGCCGAAAACGAUGUUGCGUCGUCGAUCUUGGAAGUCGAGCACCUGAGCUACCCUGGAGGCUACGUUAGCUGGACAGGAGCUCCAGGUAGAUACUGUAUUUCGACGAGGAAAUGAUUCGCUGCGUGUCAGGGAUUGGAGAUGUGUUGGUCGGUUUCGGAUGGGUUUUCAGGAGUAUUGGUGGGCGGGCAUCUGUGUUUGGAGAAUGUGUCUGCAAAGACGAACGAGUACCCCAUACAGCGGUAUCUGCUUGGGCAUGAUUUUGAAAAGGGCGAAGCG
Molecule: messenger RNA, 1745 nt
Organism: Thermothelomyces thermophilus ATCC 42464
Lineage: Eukaryota; Fungi; Ascomycota; Sordariomycetes; Sordariales; Chaetomiaceae
Product: histone H3-K79 methyltransferase-like protein
Exons: 2
Coding region: 81-1583 (500 amino acids)
Biological process (GO): DNA repair; subtelomeric heterochromatin formation; DNA damage checkpoint signaling
Cellular component (GO): nucleosome; nucleus
Molecular function (GO): histone H3K79 methyltransferase activity; histone binding
Source: RefSeq, a predicted model, not a curated record